Messenger RNA from Aureococcus anophagefferens, 2319 nucleotides. RefSeq lists its product as hypothetical. Lineage: Eukaryota; Pelagophyceae; Pelagomonadales; Pelagomonadaceae. The coding region runs from base 1 to 2319 and encodes 772 amino acids. The record is from RefSeq and is a predicted model, not a curated record. The transcript has a single exon.
AUGCCGGAGCACCGCGACGGCUUCAAGCGAGCGUUCGGCAGCGGCGGCUCCUUCGACGGCGACGGGCAGCUGCUGCGCGACAACGCGGGACGGUUCGUCCUGAAAGACCAGGGCGUCGCCGAGGUCGCGCAGCGCCUCGCGAGCCGGGACCAGGUCAGCAGCGUCGACGACAUGUACGCCCACGCGGUGCACUCGCCCCCGAGCGUCGCGUUGAAGGAGCUCGACGGGCUCGACCGCUACCAGCGGAAGCCGCGCGGCGAGCGCGCGCGCGUCGCCCGGUACGCCGUCGAGUUCGAGGACUUCCGCCAGCAGAACCCGACGCCGUCGCUGGAGGACGCGGUCAAGCACCUCAGCGACAUCGUCACCGCGACCGGGACGCGGUUCGCCGUCGAGCUCAUCAAGGUGUCGGAGUUCGUCCCGGGCGCGAGCCCCCAGGGCAACGACACGGUGCUCGUCGUCGUGCUGCUCGUGGCGCUCCGGGGCCAGAAGCCCGACGACGCGUUCAACCGGCGCGCGGCGACGACGAAGGAGCUCGGCCGCAUCCUCGACCUCAUCAGCAGCAUCGGCACGAUCAUGCCGUUCUACCUGCUGGUGCUCGAGGCGUGCGUGCUCCCGGGCGAGGACCAGGGCCUGUUCUCGCACACGGUCCUCGAGGAGGAGGAGGACGGCCGCUUCGUGCAGCUCCGCUUCAACCCGCGGUCCGCGCUCACGGACAUCACCUCCGCGCCCGCGCUCCGCGACCCGAGCGCCGAGAUCAACAGCGCUCUGCUGCGCCUGAUCAAAGGCGACUACGCCGUCGUGCUCUCCUCCCGCGGCGCCCAGCGGGCGUGGAACCACAUCGAGAAGCUCCUCCCGAGCGACAAGACGCCCGUCACCGUGGAGCAGUGCGCGCACCUGUCGCUGAACCAGGCCUGCAAGGCCGCGCGCGUGGGCGCCGUCGGCGCCUUUUCGCGCGCCAUCGGGCUGCUCAACUACUCGGGCGUCGCGUUCGACCCCGGCGCCGCGCUCGCCGACGGCGGCGAGGAGCUGGACGACGCCGCGGCCGACGACGACGACGACGACGACGGCGGCGGCGACGACGACGACGACGACGACGACGACGGCUUCUGCGGCGAUGACGACGACCAGGACGCCGCGGUGGAACCCCCGGAGGCGGUGGCCGUCGACGGCAACGGCGGCGACGACCACGGCGCGCGACCUCCGUCGCAACUCGUCGUCUGGGCGCGCGGCGGCUUCUCCUUCAAAGUCCCGCGCUUCACGACCGAGGUCGUCACCGAGACGGGCCGGCGGCGCUACAAGCACGACUCGGGCGAGGUGGCGCUGCUCUCCUUCCUCGACGCGACGGCGUUCGCGGCCAAGCACGCGGACGACCCGAACCUGACGCCCGGCGCGGUCUUCGACGCCAUCGUGGCCCAGGUCCCGCGCUUCACGACCGAGGUCGUCAACGAGAAUGGCGUGCGGCGCUACAAGCACGACUCGGGCGAGGUGGCGCUGCUCUCCUUCCGCGACGCGACGGCGUUCGCGGCCAAGCACGCGGACGACCCGACCCUGACGCCCGGCGCGGUCUUCGACGCCAUCGUGGCCCAGGUCCCGCGCUUCACGACCGAGGUCGUCAACGAGGCGGGCGUGCGGCGCUACAAGCACGACUCGGGCGAGGUGGCGCUGCUCUCCUUCCGCGACGCGACGGCGUUCGCGGCCAAGCACGCGGACGACCCGACCCUGACGCCCGGCGCGGUCUUCGACGCCAUCGUGGCCCAGGUCCCGCGCUUCACGACCGAGGUCGUCUCCGAGGCGGGCCUGCUGCGCUACAAGCACGACUCGGGCGAGGUGGCGCUGCUCUCCUUCCGCGACGCGACGGCGUUCGCGGCCAAGCACGCGGACGACCCGACCCUGACGCCCCGCGCGGUCUUCGACGCCAUCGUGCCCCAGGUCCCGGGCUUCACGGUCGAGGUCGUCAAAAAGGACACAGGCGGGCGGAGCUACAAGCACGAGUCGGGCUGCUUUCUGGCGGUGCCGCUCACGGUCGCGCGCAAGAUCGCGACGAUGCUCGCGAGCUUGAGCAGCGUCGCGGAUUCUGACGUCGACCACGCCUUCCGGACCUGCGCGCCCGCGAAGCAGAAGAAGCGGCGCGACCCGGUGCGCGGCAGGCCGGCGGCGCGGGCCGUCGACCCCGUGGCCGUCGACCCCGUGGCCGUCUUCAUGAGCGACCCGCUCGCGAUCCUCACGCCGCAGCACCGCCAGGAGCUCAAUUCCAUGGGCGAUGGCGAGCUCGAGGCGCUCUUGUCGAUGAGCCUGAGCCAGGUCGCCCCCCGCGAGUAA